UGUUGGGGGGAGGAGGGGAAGGUUGUUUGCAGUCGGGAAGACUGCUCACGAAAGGUAGACUGAGUUCCCCAGAGACUGUCAUCCAGCGGCCUCCGGUUGGGCCCAGCUUCUCUCCAGCUGCCGCCACAGCCUGGAGGCGCCUGCCUCCACCUUCCCGAAUGGUGCUCCUCCUCGCAGACUUCGGCCCAGGAUCCAGGCCCCCCUUCCCCUCCUACAUCGAAGCUGCAUAUCCGGGUCUGUCCCGGUGGACUCCCUGUGAAAGGGAGGGAAGAACUUUUGUACAGACAAGGCUAUAGUUCUAGGAACCCCACUGAAGCUUCGAAUCUUAGCCUCUAGCAGAGUGUGAGGUCUGCCUGUGCCCGUUUGUCCCACCCUUUAAGAGAAACUCUUCUUGUCAUCCAGAGCGUGGGAAACCCCAGGCUGGGGCCCUGGUCCCAGCAUGUCAGCCCUCUCUUGUGCAUAGGGCUGUCCCCUCUCUCUAUCAACAUGGCUGAGCUCAGACAGGUUCCAGGGGGGCGGGAGACCCCACAGGGAGAAAUCCGGCCAGAAGUUGUUGAGGAUGAAGUCCCUCAGAGUCCAGUUGCAGAGGAGCCCAGAGGAGGUGGAAACAACAGCAGUGAGGCUAAAUUGUCUCCAAGAGAGGAGGAAGAACUGGAUCCUAGAAUACAGGAGGAACUGGAGCAUCUCAACCAAGCCAGUGAAGAGAUCAACCAGGUGGAGUUGCAGCUGGAUGAGGCCAGAACCACUUAUCGGAGGAUCCUGCAGGAGUCGGCAAGGAAGCUUAACGCACAGGGCUCCCAACUGGGGAGCUGCAUUGAGAAGGCCCGGCCCUACUAUGAGGCUCGACGAUUGGCUAAGGAGGCCCAGCAGGAGACUCAGAAGGCAGCAUUGCGGUAUGAGCGGGCUGUGAGCAUGCACAAUGCUGCCCGGGAGAUGGUGUUUGUGGCUGAGCAGGGCGUUAUGGCAGACAAGAACCGGCUGGACCCCACUUGGCAGGAGAUGCUCAACCAUGCCACCUGCAAGGUGAAUGAAGCGGAGGAGGAGCGUCUUCGUGGUGAGCGGGAGCACCAGCGGGUGACACGGCUGUGCCAACAGGCUGAAGCUCGAGUCCAAGCCCUGCAGAAGACCCUUCGGAGGGCCAUUGGCAAAAGCCGGCCCUACUUUGAGCUCAAGGCUCAAUUCAGCCAAAUCCUCGAGGAGCACAAGGCCAAGGUGACAGAGUUGGAGCAGCAAGUGGCCCAGGCCAAGACUCGCUAUUCCGUCGCGCUUCGCAACCUGGAACAGAUCAGCGAACAGAUUCAUGCCCGUCGUAGGGGACUUCCCUCACACCCUCUGGGCCAGCGGCGCUCUUCCCCAGUAGGGGCUGAGGCUGGGCCUGAUGGAGGCGAGGAUGGGGAUAGUGGCAUCAUUGAGGGAGCUGAGGGCGGGGUGCUGGAGGAAGGGAGCAGUCUGGGCCCGGGUCGAGCCCCCGACACGGACACACUGAGCCUGCUGAGCCUACGCACUGUGGCCUCGGACUUGCAGAAGUGCGAUUCAGUGGAGCAUCUGCGGGGCCUCUCUGAUCACGCCAGUCUGGAUGGCCAGGAGCUUGGUUCCCGGAUCGGGGGCCGCCAGGGUAGUGACAGUGGGAGCCGUGGGGGCCGCCACCAGCGCAGUGUUAGCCUGUAGCCCUGUGCUUUGGGUGCUGGUUUGUCUUAACUCCACUGACUUAUACAGGGCAGUGCAGACACUAGGCUACCACUCCUCAGGUCUUUGUUUCUCUCAGAGAGGUCACGUGGAGCCCUUUCAGAGGUCUUCUCUCUGACUCACAUCUCUGCUCCCCCUGCUGGCUCUGCAGGCUGUCCCCCUUUGUCCUUUCUCUGGUUUUUAAUCUUUCAUCUAUCUGACUUUUCCCCUCAGGGAACUUGAUUCAGAAGCCACAGAGAGAUGUUUGGAGAAGGGGUUGCCCAGCCUGAGUGCAGGGCAUCUCAGCCUCAUCCUGAGCAUCUGUCCUGAGUCCCUUUCUAUCUCACCUCUUGGUUCCUGAGGGGCCUCUCUGGAUGCUGCUAAGCCCUCCUGGCACCUUGUUCCCCUGUCUGGUGUCCCAGCUAGCCUGUGUAACCUGUGAGACUUGGGGUUGGGUACCUCUGGAAGACACCACCCCACCUGUACCCUUCAGUGCUUACCCCUUGUGACUUAAGCCACUCUGCUGGGUCCCAGAGCAGGACUUGAGGGGUGCUGGGGUCAGGGUAGUUGAAACCCAACCCUAGCGUCAACAUAGGGGGAGGCUACUGCUCCAAGCAGGCUCCCAUGUGAGUGGUAUUUCCCUGGGCGUAUAACAUUGCCAAGGUGCUAGUGGGUUUCUGACAGGAUUCAUGUUGGGUGGAAAUGUAGUGAGUCCUCCUGGUUCAAGUCCCCUCUCUUCCUGUAUGGAGUUAGGUUUACUUUUUUUCUGGGUAGAGGAUGCUGAGUUGAAUGUCAGCUCCUUCUCUUAGCGUGGAAUUAGGGGAUUUGGUGCUCAACUGCUCUCCCUCACUCUACCCCAAACCAAACAAUACCUACUCCAGGAUCCCUUGGGACAUGCUCAGCUUUGGUGGCUGAGCCUCCCCUGAUGCAGAGAAGAAUUGGUUAGGCUGAAGGGAAUUGCCCUCCACAGAGAACUGCUCCACGUGUCUGGUAGUGCGGCCCCCCAGAUAAGUCACAGUGGACCUGGGUGCCUCUGGAGGGUCUAUCCUUGUGUUCCACACCAGUCAGGAUGAGAGCCAGACUCUGGCAGAAAAGCUCCUGCCUAGCCCGAGUGUUAACUGCCACCUGAGUAGGAGCGGUGUGGGCCUUCUCAUAAAGGUGUUUCCCUGCCCUGGGGUGUGGGCAGGGUGAUGGUCACAAUGAGAACCGCUGGGUUUGAGGUGGCCAGAGGUAGAGGGAAGAAAGUGUGCAUGCAUCUGCCAGUGUGUGUGUGUGGGAAA
Molecule: messenger RNA, 2945 nt
Organism: Condylura cristata (star-nosed mole)
Lineage: Eukaryota; Metazoa; Chordata; Mammalia; Eulipotyphla; Talpidae
Gene: SH3BP5L
Product: SH3-binding domain protein 5-like
Exons: 7
Coding region: 487-1668 (393 amino acids)
Biological process (GO): intracellular signal transduction; negative regulation of protein tyrosine kinase activity
Cellular component (GO): cytoplasm
Molecular function (GO): protein kinase inhibitor activity
Source: RefSeq, a predicted model, not a curated record